This is a messenger RNA of Trichomonas vaginalis G3, 2022 nucleotides long. Its product is annotated as ATP binding. Gene Ontology annotation, biological process: negative regulation of hypoxia-induced intrinsic apoptotic signaling pathway; endoplasmic reticulum unfolded protein response; cellular response to hypoxia. The coding region runs from base 1 to 2022 and encodes 673 amino acids. Gene Ontology annotation, cellular component: endoplasmic reticulum chaperone complex. Gene Ontology annotation, molecular function: ATP binding; ATP-dependent protein folding chaperone. The transcript has a single exon. The record is from RefSeq and is a predicted model, not a curated record. Lineage: Eukaryota; Parabasalia; Trichomonadida; Trichomonadidae.
AUGUUUUCAUUUUUACUUAUCAAAUCAUUUUCAAGUAUAUAUGCAUUAGAUAUUGGAAAUGAUGGAAUCAGAGUUGGUGUAGCUUCCAAUGAGAAUGGAGUAUUCAUUCAGCCUUCUUCUCGCGGAACUAGAUCUACUCCUAAUGUUAUUGGCAUAUUAAACGAAACAAGAGGCAAUGAAACAAAGGAAAAAAUCACAUACGGUUUCGAAACUAUCAUUUCUGAAUCAAGAAAUAAAUCGUCAGUACAAAAAAAUCCAUUCAAUUACAUCGUAAACCAAGAUAGAUACAAAUUAACAGAAUUACAUCCUUCAGUCGCUUCUGCACUUCUUUUAAGGAGUGUUGUUCCUACAGUUUCUCAGAAAGAUCAAAUAAUUUUUGCUGUUCCUUCUGCUAGUACACCACAUUACAGAUCAUCGUUGCACGAACUUGCUCAGAUAUCAGGUUUUACAGAUGUUGAAAUCAUAGAUCAAAGUACAGCGCUUGCUUCACUUUAUAUCGCUGAAAGAGUUAACAGAACAGCAAGAAAACAAGAAACAGUAUUAUUUAUCGAAAUAGGUGUUUCUCAAAUAGAGGUUACACUUUGGAAGUUCAUUCCAAUACCAAAUCGCGUAAAUAUCACAUUAUUAAAAUAUCAUUACACAGAUAAGAUCAGCGGCGAAAAAAUAGACCAAUUAUUCGCAAGUUAUAUCAAGUCAAAGCUUUCUACUCACAUUGAUGAAGAAAUUUUAAUUAAAAUCGGAAAGAAAGCAAAAGAAAUGCUCACAACCGACAAAUAUGCAGAAGUAUUUAUCAACGAGUUGAAUACAACCAUUAAUGUCACAAGAGAUGAAGCUCGUGAAAUUACAAAGCCAAUAAUCACAAAAUUAAGAGAGAUUCUGAAAGAUUUCGAAGCACAAACAGUUGAAAUAUGUGGUGGAGCAUCCAGAUAUUUCGCAAUUAAUGAGCUUUCCAAAGAAAUUUUCGGAAAUUCACUCAGAACAGAUUUUGCAAGCCAAGACUCCAUUGCUCUUGGUACAGCCUAUUAUUCAGCUAUAAAGGCAAGAAUUGCAGGCAAUAUGAAGCUUUUCAUUGAUAGAGAUGCAAUUUUUAAUUAUUAUGUUAACAAAAGUGGCAAAACAGUUCAAUUAUUAUCAGGCGGACAACCAUAUAUUCGCAAAUUCUUUAAUGUCCUUGAAAAAUCCAAGUUUGAAUUCUAUCUUAAUGCAGAUCUUCCGAAAUCCCUUGAAACAACAGUUGACGUUGAAACUUCUAAACUUGCACAUGGUUCAUUUACACUUGUUUCGGUCGAUGGAUUCGAUAAAUUUGAAGGAAGAGCCGAUAAAGAUGGAAAAUUUUUAUUAAACAUUACUUUGUUGCCAACACGAGGUUAUGGUGAAUACAUUGUUACAAGUGUUACAGGACAACGUAGAAAGAUGAAUUUCGAUGUCUCCGAGCGUUGUCCUGAUGAAAAGAGAGCACCGAGUGGCGGCAUUUUCGAGACAAUGAAGAAAGAAGUUGCAAUAAUUAAAGCGAACAAACCAUUAACAGCAAGAUCCGAAUUGGAAAUGUUUUUGGCCGAUGUUGAAGAGAGAUUAUUGUAUGAUUCAGAUGCCGCUUACGUUGUUAAACCUGAAGAACAAUCAUCAGCAUUGUCAUAUAUCAAUGAAUGCCGUGUAAAUAUGACAACAAUGAAGACAAAAAGACUCAGAAAAUUGUUAAGUUCCAGCCAAUUAAGAUUAAAUGAAUUUUUAAUAAGAAGUGAUGAAAGAAAGGAAAGACCAUUUGCUGCGGAAUCACUCCAACAGGCAAUAGACCAUAUAGAAAAGAGAAUUCCGGAUGCUACUUCUGAUGAUACAACAGUUAAUUCUGUUAAAGAUUUCAUUCAAAAUGCAAAGGAUUACAUGAAGAUGGCUUUGGAAGUAGAUAGAUAUUCGACACCUGUAAUCCUUGCAAAGGAUUUAAGAAGAAAAGCAGAAAGUGUCAUGAAGAAAGAAACAGAUCUUUUCGCAGGAAAAAGAGCAUCAAAUGCACAAGAAUUGUAA